GGGGGCUGAGCAUCUCAUUCAAACCCAGCGGGCUGAGGAGGCGGGAGGCGGGAGCCUACGAACCUCAGCCCUCCCGGUGCCUGGCCCAGCUAAAGGCCUCCGCACCCCUACAAAGCCUUAUCUCCCCAAUCCCCCGGGACUGGGAAACUGGGACUGGGAUCGGGCAGGCCGGUGCUCGAUCCAGUAGCUGGGGAUGCUCUGGGCAGCUAGUAGGGCAGAGGAGACUGGCGACGUGUGAGGGCGCGGGAGACGACGGAAAUCGGGCUAGUGGACGAGAGGGCCACAGCUCCGCUGCUGGGAGCGCUACCACAUCCAUCCCACGGGAGCAGGGACUGGGCACCUCCGCACCCCGGGACUUGAAACGGCCAUGCCCGUGAAAAACAGAUACAACCUGGUAGAUGAGGGUUGCGAUUCACGGCUCCCGCUACACAGCGAAGAAGCCUUUCAGCACGGCAUCCAAUUCCAGGCCAAGUAUAUUGGGAGUUUGGAUGUGCCCAGACCCAACAGCCGCAUGGAGAUUGUAGCCACAAUGAGAAGAAUCCGGUGUGAAUUCAAAGCAAAAAACAUUAAGAAAAAGAAAGUCAGCAUCGUGGUGUCUGUUGAUGGUGUGAAAGUGAUUCUCAGGAAGAUGCAGAAGAGGAAGGAGUGGGCCUGGGAAGAAAGCAGGACACUGGUGAUGCAUGACCCUGUCUACAGAAUCUUCUAUGUGUCCCAUGACUCUCAAGACCUGAAGAUAUUCAGCUACAUUGCCAGGGAUGGGACCAAUAACUCUUUCCGGUGCAACGUAUUUAAAUCCAAGAAGAAGAGCCAGGCCAUUCGGGCAGUAAGGACAGUUGGUCAAGCCUUUGAGGUUUGCCACAAGCUGAACCUACAGCACCCUCUGCCAAGUUCUGAGGCAGCCAACCGCCAGCUUCCAGAGAAGAGGUCUCAAGCAGCUUAUCAUCUAGAGGGAAGGAAACUGAGAGAGGAAAAUGGGGCCGAUGGUGACUCUGAUAGAGCUAUUCUGAGAGAGCAGGCCAGCCAAGCCAAGCUGGAAAAGGAAGGACCCAGAGAGGUAUGUCGCUGUGUCCAGGACGUUGGAGCAGGCUCUGCCCAUCCUGCCAGUACCCAGCCAUGGUCACCUUUGAGAAGCCUGGAAUCCUCUUCCAAGUCAUCAGUCAUGCCAGUAACACCCCUAUUGACUCCACAUUGUACUCGGCUCCUCCAUCAUCAGCUUCUCCAACAAUGGCAGCAGGCCCAGGUAGCCACUGCCCAGGUACAGCUUCUCACAGAUCAGCUGGCUGCAGAAACAGCUGCCAGAGUGGAGGCCCAGGCCAGGAUUCGCCAGUUGCUGUUGACCAACCGGGAUCUGCUCCAGCACAUGGCUCUGCUGGGUCGGCAACUGAGGGAACUAGAGGAAAGAGCUUGGGACCGACAUAAUGGUGGUCAAUCUCUGCAGAGCUUCAGUCUUAGCUUGGACCGGGCCUCCACACUGGGUCCCAGGGCCCAACGGAGCCAGGACACUGUGGGAAAGGUUAGCCUGACUUUGAGAAGUGAGCAUCUGCCUGGGCUCAGCCAGAGAAAGGAAGACUCCAAAGAAAAUGAACAAGGAGGGAGUCCGUCCAGUAUCACAACCAAUAAAGAUAGGUUGUUGAUGUCACCAUCCAUUCCCAAGCUUCACCCUCCACCCCCUACCCUCAAGAAGAGGUUGACCAAGACUUCCCUCAGCCUGGACUCAGAGCCUGACCUGGGACAGCCAUCCUCCUUUGGAAGCCCAGAUUCAGUGAGCAAUGACACCCUGGAGGAGGUCAAAGCUGGGGCCACUCAGUGGCGCCUCUCAGCCGCAACUUCCCCACCUGGAGCCAAUGACACGAUCCUGCACAUCAGUUUCUCUGAUGAGGAUGAGGAGGAUCCAGCCAUCGAGGCUCACAUUCCUGCAUAAACCCACCCCAACCCCCUGGCUUUUCUCCUCCUUUUCCUUCUUCCUUUUCCUUUGGAUCCUACCAGGGAAAGGCCUCCAGAUCCACCUGGAGCUACCUACAGUGUACCUAAAUUUGAGCAUAGGGCAGAAAUAGCCUACUAUAGUGUUCACAGCACUGGACUUGGAGCCACUGACCUGGGUUCAGAUCCUGGUUCGGUUCCUAAGCCAUUGGUGUGAUGCAAGACAAGUCACUAAUAUGCCUCUGGGCCUAAAUAGCAUCAUCUGUGAUUUGAUGAGGUUAGACCAGAUUAUCGCUAAGAUCCCUCUCAGCUCUUAAUCUUAUGACCAUUCCUUCUGAAAUAUCAUGGUGUAAUGGCAGGAGCAUGGUCUUGCAGUCAGAAGAGGUAGAUUUAAACCCCAUCUCUGACACUUUAGCUAUGUGAACCUGGGCAAGUCAUUUCACCUCUUUGAGCCUCAGUUUCCUCCUCUGAAAAUGGGGAAAGAAAUCGUUGCACUACCUACCUCACAGAAAGCACUUUGUGAAUCUCAAAGUGCUCUAGAAAUGUGAGCUGUUUUUUGUUGGAGAUCAGCUCACUUCUGAGUUGCUUUACAUGUUUGUUUAUUUAAUGAGUUAACCAUAGCCUUAACCAGCUGAGCAAUUAGAAAUAAGAUGUCCCAACUUCCUACCCACCCCCAGACCUUCUGCUAAGAUUUCUUCUAGCUAAUUCUCCUUUCCGCAUGUCAAUUUCUUCAUCUAUAAAAUGAGAAUAUUAGACUAAAAUGACCUCUAAAGUCCAUUCCAGCUCUCAAUGGCAUCUUUGCUCCCAUCUAAAUGGUCUUUGCUCCCACUUUCUUCUCAGUCCUAGAAUGGGUUUCCCCCUUCCUCCAUUUUCCUCUGAUAAGGUCCUUUCCAUCCUUCAAGGUCCCAUUCAGCUCCUCCUUCCUCUGUGGAGCCUACCUUGAACAUCUCCACACCCUUUCUCUCCCCAGAAGAAAAGGAUCUUUCUCUCCCUAAAUUUUUUAGAGUUCUUUGAAGGAAGCUCUGCUCUACUCUUAUAAUAUUUUCCUCGUGUCUUAUUUAUGUGUGUCUAUGGCAUUACCUUCUCCCCUCCCCUUACAACUGUGAGUUCUAGAAGUGCUGUAACUAUUUUUACUUUCUGUUUUUGUUUUCCACAUGGAGGCAAGUAGUAAGUCAGAACCUUCAUGCUGGAAGGGACCUUAAGGGUCAUUGAAUGAAACCCUUUCAUUUUGCAGACAAGAAAACUGAAGCCCAGAAGGAGAGGUGACUUGCCUGGCAUCACACAAUGAACAAGCAUCAAAGGCAGGAUUUGAAUCCAGGUCUUCCAGACUCCAAAUCCAACACUCUCCAUUAUAUUACACUGCCUCAUGUUGCAUCGUAAAUGUCUGAGAUGGAUAGAAAUAUAAAGUUUUAUGCUCCUGGGUAUCCCAGUUCACAUUUUGUGAUCCUUGGCUGGGCUCCAUCAUGAUCAAAUGGGAGCCUGUCUCAAGCCUUUUGCAAAUUUUCAAGACCUAUAUAAAUGUGAACUUUUAUUAUUUCAUAACUUUAAGAAGGUCUCUCCCUUACUCCCUGAGAUCUGAUAAACCUCUGACUCUUGUGGAUCUAGAAAACCCCAUUCAGAAGCAUUGCUCUGUCACUCCCUAAUGCCCUUCAUAGGAAUGAAUUGAUUAAGACUUUUUCAAGAAAUAGGAAGAGAGGGGAGAGAGCAGCAGAAAGGCCCUGAACACCUGAAAUUAGGCUUGGGAUGGAGCAGAUGAAUGACAACACAGACAAAAGUUACUGAUUUCACAUUUUUGUCACAAACCAGGAAUAUAAUCCAUAUAUGAUAUAGAGUCCCCACGACUAUACCUAUCUCCAGUUUUUAAAGCACUUUCCUUUAUAAGGAAAAGAAUGCCAGUGUCAUUGUUGGUAUUUUACAGAUGAAGAAACUGAGACCAAGUAAAGGGAUAUGAGUUGCUCAAUCUUACACAAGUAAAAAGUUCCAGAGCUGGGACUCAGUGUGGGUCUUCUAGCUCUCUAACUCAUUCCACUACCUGCCACAGCCCUUUAAUACUGGGGACUUCUCACCCCAACCCCCCAGCUUGGGCACUCUGGGCUGUUGCUUGCAGCCCUAGAAUUCCUAUAGCUUAUCCUCCCUCUGGAAUGUAAAUCCUCGAGGAGAGGUGAUCGGUAACUAAAUAAGUCAGAACCCAGCAAAGAUUAUCUUUACCCAUCCUGUGGCGUCUGUCCCAGUGUCCCAUAUACUAACCCUAAGAAUGUGAGAGAUUCCUCCUUUUCCUUACUCCUAGAUCAAUAUCCCAUAAUUCCUUGUCAAGAGCAAGAAUGUAGAAUGAGUAUGGCAGAAUUAGAUUGUAUAAACUUUUCAAGAGGAAAGAUAAAAAAAUAGUAGAAAUGGAAUGGGUUUGGAAGUGGAGAGAAAUGAAUGUCCUGAGUCUGUUCCUAGAUCAAUAACUGUGAUUUGGGAAAAGGAAUUGGGAAAGAGUGGCAAAGGAUAUAUAAGAGAGAUCCAAGUUUUUAUUGAUGCAAGAUAAUGGAAGGAGCAGAAGAAAAUUUUGAGGUUAAGGAGAAAUUCAUAUUUCCAAAGUGGUUUUAAGGGACCCAGUAAAAAGGAAUGGGAGAGUAAUCAACAAAGAAGGAAGUAAUCAACAAAGCUACAGUUAUGUAGCUACUUAUCUAGGAAUAGAAAAAAAGAUAGUGAAAGAGCAAACAUAUAUUCAUGAUGCUUUCUUUCUUUUAUGGAAAUUCAAAGAAUUUUUGACUUCUUAAUUCCUUUAUCUGUUCACAGGUGAAGGGAUGUACACAAUGGAUCUGAAAUUAGAAGAUGUGUUUUAAAUCCUAGAUUCCAAUGCUGGCCCUGUUACUCUAGAUAAGUCACUUCAUCCUUCCAAGCCUCACAUAUAUAUAAUUAACAAUCACCCAUGUCUGUAUACUGUGUUGUAGUGGGACGAGCAUAAGGCUUGAAGACAUAAGAUAUAGGUGCAAAUUCUGUCAGUCGUUAGCUGUGAUACCCUGGCAAGUUCUGAGCUUUGGGAAUAAUAAUCCUCUUCCUGAGAGUAUGAACUCUUGUCUUUUCUCUGUAUCUCCAAUGCAUAGCUCAGGGCCUAGUACUUAGUAAGCAUUUAAUAAAUCCUCAUGGAUUGAUUGAAAGUGUUCAUAACUCACAAAAGGAGAGGAGUUCUUGAUCAGGCAUCAGUGAAUUUUAAAAAUAUUUUGAUAGCUUUAUUUCAACAUAAAUUACUUCCUUAGUAAUCCUAUAUAUUUUUUAUUCACUUAAAAACAUUAUUUUAAGGAGAGGUCCAUAGAUUUCAUCAGGGAUCUAAGAUGCAAGAACCCCUGACACAAGAGUCAUGAAUAAUAAUUCAUUAUAAUAAUCCAUAUGAUAAUAUGGCACUUUAUUCUUAUAAAGUGCUUUGAACCAGAGUACUUCAUCUGUUCUUAAUAAUAGCCCAAGCAGAGAAACAGGACAGUAAUUGUUUAUAACACAUUUUAUGCUAUAACAAUAAUUCCUGUCCUGUUGCUCAAGGUCAAUAAAUCAAUGACAGUCAGAAUUAGAACCCUGACUUUCAGUUCAGGACGUGUUGCUGUAGGAUUCAGAAAUUUGGAGGUGAAAGGAGAGCUGUGAACCAAAAUCAAGGAAGAAUAAUAGGUUGGUUGGUUGGUUGGUUAGUUGGUUGGGUCAAACUCAGUAAGCCCAAAUGGUCUGGUCUCCUACUGCCACCUUGUGGUUAUCUGAAGGAUUGCCAUACAGUAACUACUCAUUCCCUAAUCUGGAGCUCUUGUACAGUGGCUCCCAGAAUGGAGGAGAGGUCUCAUGGCUGAAUUCUACCAUUGUCUCCAAACUAGCAUCCUGUAUCUCAGGAUAUGCUACAGCAGGACACCUAGGAAAUUAACCUUGACUUUCUGGAAGAUCAGAAAUGGGAAGAAACUUUUUUUUUUUUACUUUUUGAAGAAAAGGUCACUGAAUUUGAAUCAAGAAAUUUGGGUCCAAAUAUCAUUUCUUCUACUCACUGUGUGACCUUGAACAAAAUAUUUAACCUCUGUUGACUUUAAUUUCUUCAUCUGUAAAAUGAGGGUGUGGAUUAGAUAAUCUUUAGAUGAUCUUCUAGCCCUCAAUCCGAUAAUGAUUCUAUGAAUUAUGACUGUUCCUUAGCAUCUCCUUAGCACCUUUAGAAAUUUUGAACAAGUCCCUUCUCUGCAUGUCUUUAUUCAUUCAUCUGUAAAAUAGGAUAGUGAUAUUUACUCUUCCUACCGGGGCCCUUGCAAGGAUGAAGUGAGAUAAUUAAACUGUGACAUGCUAGAGAAAUGCCAGCUAUUACAUAUUCUCUCAUACACACAAGAUCAUAAAUUUAGGGUUGAAAGAUUUAAAGGGCUUUAAAGCUCAUUAAUUCUAAGCCCCCUCAUUUCACAAAUGAAAGAACUGAGACUCAAAGAUAGGAAGUACCUUGUCCAAAGUUAUGGUAAAUGGCGGAAUUUUGAUUCUAGCUUAGGUUCCCUGACACUGAAUCCAAUGCACCUUCCACUGUACUAAGCUGAAUCCUUAAUUCUCUAUGAGUUGUGCCAGAGAGGUGAUACCAACCUUCUCUAUCUUGUAUUGUACAACUUUAUUAUUUUAUUUCAUUCAACAAACAUUUAUUAAGCAAUGACAGUGUAUAGAGAGCUAUAUAAAGUUUAGAUAAAAAUGAGCCCCAAUUCACUUUGGUAUGUAGCCUACUAGGAAGGGAUAGUAUAUAAAGAGAUAUCCUCUAAAACCUACUGUUAUAGUAACCUGCAUUAGAGAGGUCUAAAACAAAGUACUGUGAGUAUAUAAGUUAAUGUAAUUAAAAAUAAAAAUACCAAAUAAGCAAUUUAAAUAAUUUCUAGAAGACCCUUAUGCUAAUACUCAAGUGUAGCCAGACUCCUAUAGCCUGACUUUCCAUUAGUAGAUGAGCAUAAUGAGUUCAUCCCCUGGAAGAUAAUGGUAAUACGCAUUUAUUAAGUACUUGCUAUUUACAAGGCUAUUACUAUUAAGCCCUGGAGAGAACAAAGACAAAAAUUAAACUUCCCCUGCCCUUAAGAGGCUUACAUUCUACUGAGGAAGAUAAUACAGAAAAACUACUAGAAAAUAAUUUGAGAGGGAAAGAACUUUAAUUAGAGAUUUAGAAUUUCUGAAAGGAGGUGGUAACUAAGGUGAAUCUUGCAGGAAACCAAGGAUUCUAUGAAGCAGAAUUGGGGAAGAAGGGCAUUCCAGCCCUCUGAGACUGCCAACAAAAAGGCCUAGAGAUUGGAAUUCCGAGUUUGGGAAACUGCAAGUAGAAGCCAGAUGAGGUGGAACACUGAGUGUAUAAAAAGGAAGAAAUAUGAAAUGUGUCAAUAAAGUGGUCUAAAGCCAGAAUAGAGAAGUUGGAAGCUGAGAAGUUUGCAUUUUAUUCUCUAGAAAAUGGAGAAAUAUUGGAGGUUUUUUCAGUAAGGGAAUAACACGGACAGACUCAUGCUUUAGGAAGAUGAUUUUGGUACCUCCUCAGGAGGAAGAACCAGAGAGAGGAGAGACUGUGGAAGCAGGGAAACCAGUUACGCUAUUGUUAAUAGUCGAGGCAAGCAAGAGGGAUCAGGGCCUCAACUAGGGUGGGGCUGUGAAGGUGAAGGAAAUAAGUAUUUCGGAGAGGUAUAAGGAAGAGCCUGGCCUGGAGGAUAAGUAAAGGGCAAAACGUUUUUUCAUAAGAGUGAGAUGGGGUGUUAUUAUCUCCACCCUGCAGAUUAUAGACCUGAAGCUGGAGAAAUUUAAAUGAUUUCCGAGUGGUCUCACAGCUAGAGAACUUCCAGUCUUGGGGCUAGUCUGCUCUCCCAUGCUACCCCAGCCUGAGUGGAUGGGAUGGGAGGGGCAGGGAGAAAUGGCCAGCGCCAAACCCAGAAAGGUCAAAUAGGACUUGAGUUAUGAAAUGGAGUGGCUUGAGGGGGGACCACUAGCAGGGAAUCAGUGCUAAAGUGGGCAGACAAAGGCCCCACUGACAAAAUAAGAAUCAUGACUUUGUUUUAGCUUAAAGAGCUACAGAUUGAAGGCUGCUGUUUGCUGACCACUGCCCCAGGGUGGUCUCUAAUGGGCUGUACAGCUUGUCUGUGCUCUAAGACUCAGUCCCCUGAGGAUAGCUUCUGUGGGCUGGCACUCGCCUGAGAACUCAGAAGGUCAGAGCUGGACGGAGCCUGGGGAAAGUCCAAGCCCCUCCUUUUACAGACGGGGCCACUAAAUCCCACGGGUGUUUAAGCGUUACUUGUCUAAGUGUUGGAGGCAAUAUUUGAACUCUGGGGUGGUGAACCCAAACAUGUGUGCCCCUUGCACUGUGCCCAGUGCCAUGCAGUAAUUAAGUCGGCUGCGAUUAGACCCCAGCUAUAACUCUAAAUCUAGUUUUCUUCCCACUAUACUGUGUUACUUUGUACAAGCAAUAGGCUGUAUGACAGUGCCCAAGUUGCUUUUUUCCCCUUAGCCUCCCUUACUCUUCUGGUAAAUGAAUUACUGCGUUAGAAGGGCUUAGUUUCCGUGGAAGAAAUAAUUCUCCACAAGGGGCUGAGGGCCAAACUCGGAGCCCUUGAAAGGAAGUCCUAAGAAGGUCCCCAACCGGUCCCAGGGAGCUGAGGAGAGGUCUCCCAGGAAACCAAAAGGGUCUGACAAGCUCUGGAAGAAAGCUGUCUGCAACACUAGGAGUGAACACCAGGGGUCACUGCUAUCAAAGUCACGGGCGCCUAAAACCAAGAAACUUAGACUGGGUUUGGAUUGGGGAUUACUCCUCUCCUUUCCUUUAGGGAUGGAGGGGCAGAAGCUGACUCCCCACUGGAGAAUUUCUG
Sarcophilus harrisii (Tasmanian devil) is the source of this 8735-nucleotide messenger RNA. Its product is annotated as carboxyl-terminal PDZ ligand of neuronal nitric oxide synthase protein-like. Gene Ontology annotation, molecular function: nitric-oxide synthase binding. The record is from RefSeq and is a predicted model, not a curated record. Lineage: Eukaryota; Metazoa; Chordata; Mammalia; Dasyuromorphia; Dasyuridae. The transcript is spliced from 11 exons. Bases 368 to 1921 code for a protein of 517 amino acids.